Messenger RNA from Thecamonas trahens ATCC 50062, 2106 nucleotides. RefSeq names its product PTS1RS protein. Gene Ontology annotation, cellular component: cytosol; peroxisomal membrane. Gene Ontology annotation, biological process: protein import into peroxisome matrix, docking. NCBI's taxonomy places the organism in Eukaryota, Apusomonadida, Apusomonadidae. Gene Ontology annotation, molecular function: protein binding. The record is from RefSeq and is a predicted model, not a curated record. The transcript has 2 exons. The coding region runs from base 1 to 2106 and encodes 701 amino acids.
AUGGACGGCUUCCUCGACGGACAGGUCGACUGUGGACAUGCGCAGGCUGCGGCACAGGCACAGGCGCAGGCGCAGGCGCAGGCUGUGGCACUGGCUGAGGCGCAUGCACGGGCGGCUGGUGGUGGCGGUGGAGGCGGUAGUGGUGGUGGUGGUGGUGGUGGCCUCGCCGGCCCGCCGCUGCCGGCUGGAGCGAUGGGCGCAGUGGGUGCGGGGGCUGGCUUUGAUGCCGGCGAGUUCUACUCGCAGCAGCAGAUGGAGGCGCUGUGGCGGAUGCAGGCAGCGGCAGCGGCUCAGGCGCAGGCUCAGGAGAGUGCGCAGGGCGCGGUAGCGCAGGGCGGGGGACGAGCCAAGCCCGCGCCCGGGCUGGGCAUGGGCCCGAUGGCCGGGAUGAUGGGCAUGGGCCCGAUGGCUGGGAUGAUGGGCAUGGGCCCGAUGGCGGGGAUGAUGGGCAUGGGCCCGAUGGCAGGGAUGGCGGGUGUGGGCCCACAACAGAUGCUGAUGGGUGGUGGCGCUGCUGCUGCGGCGCCGCAGUCGCACAUUGCGUCGCUCUUUCAGCCGUCGGCAGCGCCACAGCGCCCGGCACCGCAGCCGGUAGAUGAGGCCCUCGCCGAGGAAAGCGGCGAAAUGGCAAGUGAGGCGCCGCAGGACUCGUGGACCCGGCAGUUUAUCAAUGAGCGCAACCAGACGCGGCUUGCCGAGCACGACAUCUCGACCGACGAGCUGCAGCAGCUGUCGCGGGCGGUUGUGGACGGAAUUGAAGACCCGCGAGUGAAGAACUCGGACCUCAUCAAAUUCCUCAACAAGGUCGCUGACGGCUCUGUCCGCUUUGAAGGCGGCGAGAUGGUGACCGGCGAGGCGACUGGCGCGGCGGCGGCGAGCACGGCGGCGACGCCUGCCCUGGGCGCGGCGGCGACGCCGAAGUCGGCAGCGGCACUUGUCGACAACCUGCUUGCCAGACAUGCUCCGGAGAGCUCUGUGAACGCAGCUUCGGAAGCAGGCGCGGUCGAGGCGGAGGCUGCGGCUGCGGCUGCAGAUGCGACAACGCCGGCCGAGGCAGCGGAGGCAGAGGCAUCAGCGUGGGGCGCAGCGGCGGCGGCGGCCAAGGGCUACCACUUUCAAAAGACCAACCCGUACCUCGCGUCGCAGGCCGAGACGCCGGCCGAGAUGAGCGCGCUGGAGCGCGGGAUGGAGCUGCUGAAGACCGGCAACAUCGCUGAAGCCAUUCUUGCGUUUGAGGCUGCGGUGGUGGAGGACGAGUCGUCGCUGGCGUGGCAGAUGCUUGGCCUCUCGCACGCAGAGAACGACAAGGACUACUACGCGGUGCUGGCGCUGGAGCGGGCGGUGGCGCUCGACGCGCACAACAACGAGGCGCUGAUGCACCUUGCGGUGGCGUACACCAACGAGUCGAACCGGGCCAAGGCGCUCGAGGUGCUCGAGCAGUGGAUCCGGCAACACCCCGAGUACCGCCACAUCGACUUUGACUCUGUGUCGUCGGCCGACCCGUUUGGGGCAUCCGAGGCCGACACGGCGGGCAUGCCGGAUCUCUCGGACCCUGCCGAGGUUGCGUUCUACCAGCACUUUACGGCGUACUGGAAGUCGUCGCUCGAGUCGCACGCGAGGGUCACCAACAUGUUCCUGGAGGCUGUGCGGUCUAACGCGUCGUCCGGAGCCGGGCUCGACGCCGAUGUCCAGGUCGGCCUCGGCAUCCUGCUUAAUCUCUCGCACGAGUUUGACAAAGCUGCCGAGUGCUUUGCCGCUGCGCUGCAGUCUCGACCGGACGACUACAUGCUGUGGAACAAGCUCGGGGCGACGCUCGCCAACUCGUCACGGUGCGAAGAGGCGCUCGACGCCUACCAUAACUCGCUGCUGAUCAACCCGUCGUAUGUGCGGGCCAAGGUCAACAUGGGCAUUUCCUGCUCGAACCUCAAGGACUUUGCCGCGGCCGCCGUCCACUACCUCGGCGCGCUGACCAUGGAGCCGCGGUCGCAGGCCGAGCACAUCUGGCACCUGCUGCGGAUGUCGCUCGCGCUCAUGGACCGCGAGGACCUGGUCAAGCUCAGCUACGAGGGCAACCUCGACGCGUUCCGGGCCCACUUUCACUUUUAG